GAGGAGCUCUAGAGCCUUGGGCUCAGACUGGCUGGGAUUUGGAUGAACAUACCGAGAUGAAUCUUACUCUCGAGGCAUAUGCAACAUUAGCUUUCCUUCAGGCUGAUAUCGAGAUUGGACAGUUGCCAGAAUCCAGCGACUGUGGCGCUACCUCGUCUGUUGCGAUCAUCCAUUCGCUCGACAUCCCAGAAUCACCUUUUUACUCUGCCAAUUGGCUCUCCGUUACUGUUGCUCAUUGCGGAGUUAUGCCCAUGACCGCCAAUCAUCACGCAGACGAGCGUGGAGAAUCGUCACGACUACGAAGAGUCGGUGGUGGUAUGGUGAUGGACUCAUUUGGUGAUACGCGCUGGAUGGGAAAUCUUGGAGAUCUACGGUUUAAACCAUUUGGAGUAACUCCAGAACCAGAGGUCCGGACACAGGUAGUGAGGGGCGUCGCUGCCUCUUCAAUGAUUCUCGUUUCUGAUGGUGUCUCUGGCAUCCUUUCCGAUAACGAGAUAUCCGACCUAGUCCGAACUAAGUCCAAUAUGGGCCCAGCUGCUAGUGCAAAGGAGCUUGUAAACUUUGCCGAGGAACUGGGCGCAGAUGACAACUGCACUGCGCUUGUUAUACCGCUCCCAGGGUGGGAAACCAAGGUUAAAGAUGGGACCAAGAAGCUGCGUGAAUACCGACUUAGUGGAGCCGCAAGUAGUGGACGACAACGUAGAAUGUAA
Acaulospora colombiana is the source of this 710-nucleotide messenger RNA. The record is from the annotation of a GenBank genome assembly. Lineage: Eukaryota; Fungi; Glomeromycota; Glomeromycetes; Diversisporales; Acaulosporaceae.